Molecule: messenger RNA, 7203 nt
Organism: Neodiprion fabricii
Lineage: Eukaryota; Metazoa; Arthropoda; Insecta; Hymenoptera; Diprionidae
Exons: 3
Coding region: 592-2112 (506 amino acids)
Molecular function (GO): protein binding
Source: RefSeq, a predicted model, not a curated record
CGGCCGGGGCGCCGGGGCGCCGGCAGAGCGGCGUCGGGACGCCAGCGUCGCCGUCCGUCGGCGAUAAACCAGCAGCGAGCAGCAGUCGCGCUAGAAUACACUCAUCGCGAUCAGCGUAGCCAUAAUAUACCGCGUAUUAGGUAUAAGCUUACUCACCUUGCUUGAUUACCGAGACGGACGAUCCUGCAACUGUAACGCGUAACUAACAAUAAGCGACGCGUCGUUCUCACCGAGUGCCGGUCUAUUCGGUAAUUUGUACCUUCCUUUCUUUCUUAUCUCUCUCCUAUUUGUCUUAUCCUCAAAUUUUUCAUCGCCACAUCGUCAAGUGCAUGUGUUCACGUGAAUCUGGUGAUCGUGCUACGGUGAAUUCUCGUACGUGUCCAUUCGAAUCUCCUAGUUUUCAUCCGAUCGAGGAGCCAGGACAUCGUCGUCUGCAGUCCGAGGGCUCGAUAUCCAAAGAGCUGUUGAGCAGAGGGUGGCACUUGAAUCAAAGGACGGGCUGAGGGCCCGGGAUCAGGCUGGGACGUGCGGGGGUGCUCCAGGCCUGCAUCAGGGCGCGAGAUCUUCACCUAAAACAGCAGGAAUGCGGUGAUGGCGCUUCUGUACAGAUUCGCGCAGCUGCCCGAUCGCGGUGGUACGCGGGUCUUCUCAUUCGUCGUAACGAGGAGCGUUGUCCGCGACCCAGAACGCGACGUAACCAGCAAGGAACUCGUUUGCGGCUUCCAGCGAUGGGCUGUCGCCUUCUCACGCGGCGACAAGGUCCUGGGUGUUUACCUGGUAUGGCGAGGAGCUGCGCCGGGUUUGCGAGUCUACGUCGACUUCACGUUCACCCUCCUUAACCGGGAGCACUUUUCAGUGAACGAAGGCUUCUCCGGGAAGCGGGUCAAGUUCACGUACGACGCCCCUGCCCAGGGUAACCGCAACUACAUUCCAGUCUCGGAUCUCUACAGUCGGAACUUCGCUGACCCCAACGGCGAAUUCCAGCUCGAGUUGUCGAUGGCUAACGUCCGCACUGUCUAUACUGCUGAGCUGCGAAUACCGACAGGAGUCUUCUCGGCGGGACAGCAAAAACCGGAGAAGCUGGAGACCGGGUACUUCACAUUCGGCGGGUUUGACUGGAAUCUCGUGAUCUACCCGUUGGGAGACAAAGAUGCCAUCAACCACGAGACUAGCGUUACGGCUAUUUCAGCUUCUGGUCCGGGCGCCGCAGCCUCAUCUACGGGUCACGGUAGGCAGGAGGGACGGCUGAGCGUUUACUUGGCAAGGCUGACGGGCUUCGAUCACCGAUGCCGAGUGCGUUACAAUGUCACCCUGGGUGAGGGGGACCGAAGGAUAGAGUCCGGGCACAUCGAGGACCUCUCGGACGCCGACGGCCGCGGUUUUGGCUGGCAUCCGCGGAUCCGGUGGUCCGAAAUAGCCCAUAAGGGCGUCGUCCGCGUUUCGCUCGAGAUGGUCGAGGCGCGUACCGUUUCCGAGGUGGGGGUUCAAGCCCUGGGGCUGCCGGUUUUGCCGGCGGCGCCGUGCUACGACCGUGACAAACAAGCCUGGGCACUCAGGGCGGACCUUCAUUCGGACACGGUGAGGCUGCACCUCGUCUACAAAGACAUUCACAACGUACCGAGGAACCAUCUCCGGUAUGUCGGGUGGACUGCGUACUUGAUGAGAGGCGAGGAGGCCGUUGCUCUGCCUGGAGCACCGUUCGGCCGGUACUACGCUCAGGAGGCAGUCGACGAGGGUAUAAUAAUGGAGACCAGCCUCGGUGUCACGGAGGUCAAGGAUGUCGAGUGUCCGUUCAUAACUGACAAGGGGCAGCUCAGGGUGCGGCUUGAGUGGAAUGAGGGCCAUCUGCUCUUUCAGGCCACCUAUCACAAGUACGACGACGUUUGUCGUGUUCACAAUCAGCAAAUGCGCAGAGAGAUCGCCGCCCUUCAAGCCGAGAACUACUCCCUCGAGCGGCAGCUCUUCAGCUACCAGCAGAGCCUCGCCUUCGCUCAGGCCCAGGCUCAGGCUCAGGGACAGGAACCGGACGUCGUUGACCCCGACCAUCAUCACCAUCAUCACCAUCAUCACCAUCUCGAACGCUCGGCGUCAACCGACACGGAAUACGCCUGACGCGGGGCUGAUGCCAAGACGCGCCACGUCCACCAGAACCGGCGAUACACCGAUAAUAGAGGGAAUCACGAGGACGAGGAUGAGGAUGAAGAGGAUGACGUCGGGCUUGAGUUUCGGAGGGAAUCGGAAGGGCUAGAAAACGCCACACCUGCGCUUUGGAGGGAGACUCCCCUCCUUGUGGAUCACCAUCAACGCAGCAUUGUUCAGCAGCCAAAAUCCGCCGCUGGUUCGCGAGGUGCACCACCUAUCGGAAACGUCGGUUUCGACCACGGUGUCGACGGGGUCGCGUCGAGGCCUGUCAAGCCACAGAAAACCCGACGAACUACAUUAUGGGAAACACUCACCGGCCUCGUUUGUUCUCUAGGCGCCUUGGCCACCAGGGCAGCUAAAUUGGCGACGCGUCGAGGGGGCGAGCCUCUAUGAGACGAAGCCACCUUGCUAAUACCUGCAAGUAUAUAUUAAGUAAUAGUGGAAACAGGAAUCGCCUGUGGAGCUGGGAUUGCAAUGGCAAUGACGACAUCUUACGGUCCCGGACUCCAGGUGUCCUGCACACAGUCAGUCUACGUCUUUAUUUAUAAGUCUAUAAUCUACUUGUCAAUUUACCAAAGAACCUAUUUUCCUCUAAAGACUUUUUCACGUAUCGUACUCGAAUAAUACUAUAUCGUAACAUACAUUAACGUUCAUGAGUAAAAUGCGCGACCCCGCUAUCGGAAAAAUGAUAGUUAAUACUCACCUUUUUUCACCUAUAUUAUAAACACGUGCCCCAUGUAUUCAAAGUUAAGUCUAAAUUCGCGAUUUUUCAUUGUAUAAAUUGUACGUUACAUAUUUCCACUCAGGAAUUUUACUCGCGAGUCUACCGAACCGCUCAAAUCCAUUGAAAAUUCAGCCGUCGGAUAACCCAUCAGUAAUCGAUCGUAUCGGAAGGAAUAUUUGAUUUCUUCGGUUUACGGUUAUCUCUCGUAUGACCUGCAGGCAACCAGCCGUGGUGGCGAAUAAUUGUACAGCCAUUCAGUAUCCUCUUCAGUAGUAUAGCAAGGAUAGUUCUACGUACAGAUCCCGAUACUGACAUUUUACCGACAUUUUAACCGCUUCACAGUUCAGACACAAGCCCGUUUUCAGAUAAGGGUUAUCCCCACUCUAGUGAACUUUCUUGAUCAUCGGAAAAAAAAUUUUUUAAAUGCGGAGGAUUUUUUCUGAUGAUCAAGAAAGUUAAUCAGAGUGGGGAUAAACCCCACCUGAAAAAAGGGCUUUUGUCUGAGCCGUGAAACGGUUAAAAUGUCGGUAUCAGGAUCUGUACCCAGAACUCUCCUUGCUAUACUACUCUCUGUUUUUGAAACAAAAGCUUUUCCAAAUGAGCACCCUGCGAAAAGCACAAUAUUUAUCAACAAAAUUGUGCAUUCUUUCGGCUACUCGACGACUAACAAGCAAUACGAAAAUAAGUGAGAGGUUGACCAUUCUGCGAGAGAGUGUAUAUAGGCCUGACUUGAAAACCGAAAUAAUUUCAAUAACUUGAGAAUUUGAAAAAAAAACAUUACAUCGUGCAAGAAUUUUAAGUAAUUACAGAGGAAUUCAGGAUACUGCUGACUAACAAUAAGUAUACCUACACUUGUUUCAAGCAUGCUUAACCUUUCGAAAUAAGACUGCGAUCCGUAACAUGCAUCUAUAAUGAGAUAUUAUACGCAGCACGGAAAUUGGUGUAAACGCCGGGAAUCCACCCGUGAUCUUUCCCCUUUUAUCUCGGAUUAUCCGCGUGGCUGUACUUACUGGCGAACUCGGAUCGUAUCUCCUUUACAACGUGGUGUGGUUAACGCCGAAUACAUUCGAUAUCAACCCCGCGGGGUUUGCUGAAGCUGAGGCGACCCUCAUCUCGCGCCAUUGCAGAAAUCCCUCCUCUGACUAGCAGAGCUGUAUACUUUGUACAUAUAUAUACCUGUACCAUAGAUAUAUACAUGCAUACACUUAUACUACAUAGUCGAAAUACUAUUCUUACUCCAUGAGAUACAUACAUAGAUACGUACACGCAACAUUAUACACUAUUUCAUGUCUAUACCUGCAUCCAAGUGAUUGGUAUGGGCAUAUCUAUCCUACGCGUGGACACGUGACGAGUACUUCAACGCCUAUGUGCAGGACAAUCGAUUUUUACAAGGGUAAAAGGAACCAGAGAGGCUUCUGCACCUUUUACUGCCGUUGUGAAGCUCAAAUGAUUAGAUGGAACAAGGUUGUACUUUCAAUUAAAGGUGAGAAUGUAGGUACAUCCUUCUAUACGGUCGCAAAGAAUCAGGACUUGCGCCACGUCGAUCUGUUUGUACUCUAAAAAUUUAUCAAAAGACCAUUCUAUUCUACCAUAUCAGACAAGCAUAGUCAAAUAUUGAUGAUCCAUACAAAAAUGAUAUUUCUUUAUAGGAAUCUGUAAAUUUCUAUCAAUUAAUUGUUUGUGUAUCAAAUUCAUCUGUCGAAAAUUGACGUCUCAAUAAUUGCAAUUUGAUUCUUCAGAUGAUGCAUCCCGUUUCUUGAUGUUAAAAAUUUUCUCGCGCGAUUAAGUAUCACUAAUUCAUAAAGAAUCACUAAUAAACAACAUUGAAAAGACACGGAAUUAGUAAUAAAAUAAGUAUAUGGCAGUUGGCUCGUGGGCCGCAGAAAUUGUUUAUUUCACUUCGGAACAUACCCAGAGUCAGAAGAGAGAAAUCACGUUCCUGUGGCUCACCCGAUCGUUAAAAUACUCGAGGCAGACGUGACGCGCUUUGUACCUACAUCCAUAUAAUAUUAAUGUUAAUUACUGCACAAAUUACACACACGCACAUCAACUACAUUUAAGUCAUAAAAACACAAUACACAGACACAAAACUCACGUCAAGUGCACAAUUAAUAUAUUUAAACAUUACACAUUAAUUACGUCCUGCUUGUACAAUCCACUAUAUAUUAUCGAGAUAUUAUAUUAUGAUAAUGUGUUAAUUCAAAAAAAAAAAAAAUAAUAUACAUAAACAUUUUUCAUUGCCUAUAUAUGUUAUAUACAUAUACAUAUAUAUGUAUCUAUGACACAUUAUACCUGCGUUAGAAUAUAUUUCACGACAAUUCUCUUCUAUUAAUUGUUAUAGUUACAUGGUGUUGAAUUAUGCAUAUUGUGUUGAAUUGUGUUCUAAAUCGUACAUUGUAUUGUAUAUCGUGUAUAAUUGUAUCGUAUCGUAACGUAUCGUAAAGUAUCGUAAAUCGUAUAGUACUCUAUGUAGUACCGUACCUACUAAAUAGGCAGCACUGUCAACCCUUGACUCUUAUCAAGUAGGUAUACAUGUGUAAUCGUAUGUAUGCACUACAUACGUACAUAGUAUAUAGAAAUUGAUCCUGUGACAUAUAUUGUGGGUAUUUUACUAUGAUAAGACAGAGUGACCGAACUACAAAAUUUCAGGAUAAAGGAUUCGUCAAUUGCGAAUGGUUUUCUUAUUAUUCUUACUUUAAUUCAUUCACUAUAACUUGGUGGUACAUGUGUUCUGGAAUGUGCUGAAAUAACUAUCGCAAAUUUUCAAUUAUCAUUCGAUUAUUGAUAAUAAAUGAAUUGAAAUGAUUAUUUUGACUAAAAGUAUUUACUUAUUCGUAUGUAAGGAGACUUGGAUCUUUCGGUGAGGUUCGAUUGCGUUUUUAUUUUUAUUUUUUUCCUAUCGCGUCAGGUUUUCCUGAUAAGGUGUACAAAUCGAAGUUCGUCGUGACGUCAAUGCGACGUCACGAAUCUAUCAUCAAUUCCAUUUCACGGAUCGAAAUACGUACACAUUAAGCACACCACUUGUAUUAUACUGUAUACUUAUAGUAUACUAAAACAAGAAAAAGAUAACAGUUCCCUGCACAUAUAAACUUAUCAGCAUUUUGUGAUUUGGUCACUUUCGCAGUAUGUAUGUACAUUCACACGUAGUCGCACUCAUACCCACAAUAUCAUAAUUGCUAGGGGAUGGCUAGCUAUUUUUAUUGACUGAAAAAUAUUAAGGAUCAUUCCUAUCGCGAGAAUAUUUUGAAAAAUUGUCAUUUUUGUUACGAGGAUGAAUGUUGCUAAGAUCAAUGGAAUAGCGGCCAACCCUGCAAACUAUAAUACAUUGAAAACUUGAAUAAGAUCACUUUUUUCACUGCAAUUCUAUACGCAAGCUAAAGCGUAUAGUGGCUCUGACAAUCGCGCACACUUGCCUCCUACUCUGCAAAAAUUGCACUCUUAUUAUACAUAUAUACAUUAAGUACAUUAUAUUAUACAUAUAAUUAGCCCGUCAUCAGCGAAGGAGGCAUCCUGUAUGCGUGCAUGUUUUCGUUCUUUUGCACUUUGAUGUUUAUCUGCUCGAGUAUCAAAGAAUCUGACCCACCGUACCUAACGUUCCGUCAAACUUAAAACGCUCGCGAACACUGUUAGUUUCUGUUCAUAUUAUCUUGGAGAUGAUACAAUUUGCUGGUUCGUUCUCGCUUCAAUUAUAUCAGUUUUAUGCUAUAUUUCAUUCGGUGUUUAAAUGAAAUAAAGAAACCGUCGAAUUUCUCAAACUCAUCACUCGGAAAAUGAUAUUUAACUUACUUUCUUGUUUGAGAGUUAGAAGCAGAGAAAAAUUGCAAAGCUUUCAACAAAAAGUUUCGGUUUGAAAUAAAAUUAUCCACCAUAUUGCCAUAUGGUUUUUUGGUUUAGUUGCCGUGAUAUUUUUUUUUUUAUUGACUCAUCAGGCUGCAACAUGCAUAAUUAACAUUUUAAGCGCAAACAUUAUCGUUGUGCGGCGGGGUUGUUGUGUCAAAGUUUUGUUAUCACCUGUUGGCUGAUAAAAAAAAUACGUUAUGAAUGGCAUGUUUGAUGAAAUAUGUAUUCAAAUCUGAACGCUGAAUAACGACAAAACGACAUCAUUUAAGAGCCCGAAAGUAAUUGUUGACAGGUACGAAAUUCGGUAAAUAACAAAUAUAAAGACUGAUAUACCUGUCAUACAAAAACACAUCAGUUCGAAUUGGUGAAAGUACUCGCAUGGAAUACACAGAAAACUCUGACUCUCCUUCGCAAUAAUUUCAACAAAACAUGUACUAUAAUACACGUAUAACGUCUGUGAGUCUGCCUCAUCUUUUAUAAAGUUCUUGCUACAUUCA